This is a messenger RNA of Mandrillus leucophaeus (drill), 3786 nucleotides long. It is a transcript of the gene CLIP2, whose product is annotated as CAP-GLY domain containing linker protein 2. The record is from RefSeq and is a predicted model, not a curated record. Bases 34 to 2961 code for a protein of 975 amino acids. Gene Ontology annotation, molecular function: microtubule plus-end binding. Gene Ontology annotation, cellular component: microtubule plus-end; cytoplasm; nucleus. The transcript is spliced from 16 exons. NCBI's taxonomy places the organism in Eukaryota, Metazoa, Chordata, Mammalia, Primates, Cercopithecidae. Gene Ontology annotation, biological process: cytoplasmic microtubule organization.
CUCACCCUUGACCACCUGCCCAGUGGCACCGCCAUGCAGAAGCCCAGCGGCCUGAAGCCCCCCGGCCGUGGGGGGAAGCACUCCAGCCCCAUGGGCCGGACGUCUACUGGGUCAGCUUCAUCCUCGGCGGCGGCGGCCACUGGCUCCAAGGAAGGCUCCCCGCUGCACAAGCAGUCAUCCGGACCCUCCUCCUCCCCGGCCGCAGCUGCUGCCCCCGAGAAGCCGGGCCCCAAGGCGGCGGAAGUGGGGGAUGACUUCCUGGGGGACUUUGUGGUGGGCGAGCGGGUGUGGGUGAAUGGCGUGAAGCCAGGCGUGGUGCAGUACCUGGGGGAGACGCAGUUCGCACCGGGCCAGUGGGCCGGCGUGGUGCUGGACGACCCGGUGGGCAAGAACGAUGGCGCGGUGGGCGGCGUGCGCUACUUCGAGUGCCCGGCCCUCCAGGGUAUCUUCACGCGGCCCUCCAAGCUGACCCGGCAGCCCACGGCCGAGGGCUCGGGGAGUGAUGCCCACUCCGUGGAGUCACUGACUGCCCAGAACCUGUCAUUGCAUUCGGGCACGGCCACACCCCCGCUGACCAGCCGCGUCAUCCCCCUGCGGGAAAGCGUCCUCAACAGCUCCGUGAAGACGGGCAACGAGUCGGGCUCCAACCUUUCCGACAGCGGCUCUGUGAAGCGGGGCGACAAGGAUCUGCGCCUGGGAGACCGUGUGCUGGUCGGCGGGACGAAGACUGGCGUGGUGCGGUACGUGGGGGAGACAGACUUUGCCAAGGGCGAGUGGUGUGGCGUGGAGCUGGACGAGCCCCUUGGGAAGAAUGAUGGGGCGGUGGCGGGCACCAGGUACUUCCAGUGCCCACCCAAGUUUGGUCUCUUCGCGCCCAUCCACAAGGUGAUCCGUAUCGGCUUCCCGUCUACCAGCCCAGCCAAGGCCAAGAAGACCAAGCGUAUGGCCAUGGGUGUGUCAGCACUGACCCACAGUCCCAGCAGUUCCUCCAUCAGCUCCGUCAGCUCUGUGGCCUCCUCCGUGGGGGGUCGGCCCAGCCGCAGUGGCCUGCUCACGGAGACCUCUUCACGCUACACCCGCAAGAUCUCAGGCACCACAGCCUUGCAGGAGGCACUGAAGGAGAAGCAGCAGCACAUUGAGCAGCUGCUGGCCGAACGAGACCUGGAACGGGCCGAGGUGGCCAAGGCCACGAGCCACAUCUGCGAGGUAGAGAAGGAGAUCGCCCUGCUCAAGGCACAGCAUGAGCAGUAUGUUGCAGAAGCUGAGGAGAAGCUGCAGCGAGCCCGGUUGCUGGUGGAGAGCGUGCGGAAGGAGAAAGUGGACCUGUCCAACCAGCUGGAGGAGGAGAGGAGGAAGGUGGAGGAUCUGCAGUUCCGCGUGGAGGAGGAGUCCAUCACCAAGGGAGACCUGGAGGUAACAGAGGCCCCUUCCCUGGGCACUCUUAGCACCAGGCUGCGGGAGCGCCUGCUCUCGGCCAGCAAGGAGCACCAGAGGGAGAGCGGGGUGCUGCGGGAUAAAUACGAGAAGGCCCUGAAGGCCUACCAGGCGGAGGUGGACAAGCUCCGCGCGGCCAACGAGAAGUACGCACAGGAGGUGGCAGGCCUGAAGGACAAGGUUCAGCAGGCCACCAGCGAGAACAUGGGGCUCAUGGACAACUGGAAAUCCAAACUGGACUCGCUGGCCUCGGACCACCAGAAGUCCCUGGAGGACCUCAAAGCCACCCUGAACUCGGGCCCAGGCGCCCAGCAGAAGGAGAUCGGCGAGCUGAAGGCGGUGAUGGAGGGUAUCAAGAUGGAGCACCAGCUGGAGCUGGGUAACUUGCAGGCCAAGCAUGACCUGGAGACCGCCGUGCACGUGAAGGAGAAGGAGGCCCUGCGGGAGAAGCUGCAGGAGGCCCAGGAGGAGCUGGCCGGGCUGCAGCGGCACUGGCGGGCCCAGCUGGAGGUGCAAGCCAGCCAGCACCGGUUGGAGCUGCAGGAGGCCCAGGACCAGCGCCGGGAUGCCGAGCUGCGCGUGCACGAGCUGGAAAAGCUGGACGUGGAGUACCGGGGCCAGGCGCAGGCCAUCGAGUUCCUCAAGGAACAGAUCUCGCUGGCCGAGAAGAAGAUGCUGGACUACGAGCGGCUGCAGCGGGCAGAAGCCCAGAGCAAACAGGAGGCCGAGAGGUUGCGGGAGAAGCUCCUGGUGGCUGAGAACAGACUCCAGGCUGUGGAGGCCCUGUGCUCCUCCCAGCACACCCACAUGAUUGAGUCGAAUGACAUUUCAGAGGAGACGAUCAGGACGAAGGAAACUGUGGAGGGCCUGCAGGACAAGCUGAACAAGAGGGACAAAGAGGUGACAGCCUUGACCUCCCAGACAGAGAUGCUCAGGGCCCAAGUAAGUGCACUGGAGAGCAAGUGUAAGUCGGGCGAGAAGAAGGUGGAAGCCCUCCUGAAGGAGAAGCGGCGCCUGGAGGCGGAGCUGGAGACGGUGUCCCGGAAGACUCACGAUGCCUCGGGCCAGCUGGUUCUCAUCAGCCAGGAGCUGCUGCGGAAGGAGCGGAGCCUGAACGAACUGCGGGUGUUGCUGCUGGAGGCCAAUCGUCACUCCCUGGGGCCGGAGAGGGACCUGAGCCGCGAGGUGCACAAGGCUGAGUGGCGGAUCAAGGAGCAGAAACUCAAGGAUGACAUCCGGGGCCUGCGUGAAAAGCUGACCGGGCUGGACAAAGAGAAAUCCCUGUCGGAUCAGAGGCGCUACUCCCUCAUCGACCCAUCCUCGGCGCCCGAGCUCCUGCGGCUGCAGCACCAGCUGAUGAGCACGGAGGACGCCCUGCGGGACGCACUGGACCAGGCUCAGCAGGUGGAGAAGCUGAUGGAGGCCAUGAGGAGCUGCCCUGACAAGGCCCAGAUCAUUGGCAAUUCCGGUUCUGCAAACGGCAUCCACCAGCAGGACAAAGCCCAGAAACAAGAGGACAAGCACUGACCCUGAGGGGAUACUGUGUGGAGUGGUCCAGUCCACACCAGAGCCCCGCGCGGCUGCCCGGCAGCACCUCCUCCAGGCAGGAGCCGGGACUGUCACUUUGGAGACAAAACAGUGUUUGUAACAAUAACGUACUCACCGCCGCGGACAAUCCCCCACCCUGAUCCCCGGCCAGACCAGGACGCUUCCUCAAGCCCAGCCUUCCACAGAGAGUGUGAACGGUACAGCCCCGGCCUGACCCGGGGACCUUCGGCCUGGACGCCCAGCAGCUUCUGGAUUUUGUCAGUGGAGGCAGAGGGUAUCCGGCCGGGACCUUCUGUCCAGAAGGAGCUGCCCUUAGGACCAUCUUAGCGCCCCUGUCCUCUUUUUCUGCCCGUUCUCCCUCGGGUCUCCCCAGAGGGGCCGGCGGAGGGGAGGGGGGCAGGGUGGGGCUAAGUUUGUCCAUGCAGUUCUAUUAACAGCUGUCUAGAAGCGAUGCUUUAGUGGCCUAACCGAGGGUCAAAUACAGCUCUUUCUAGCAAAAUCAGGCAGCUCUGCCCCAUCUGCAGGGGCACCGAUUAGUCUACUAACAGCCAGAGGUCCACCUAGCAGAGCGCUGGGAGAAGCUGAGCCGCCGGAGGUGGGCUCCUGGUGAUGGGUGUCCAAGAAGCGGUUUCCCUGGGAGCUUCUGCCUCCGUGGGCCUCUCAGCCUGCCCGGUGUGGCCGCCCAAGCGUGGCUCAGCCAUGUCCCCUUCCCAGCUUUCCUGCGCCCCUCCCCUCCCCAGAGUGGAAUUGUUGAAGUGUGGCGAGUCUGUGCUCGGGACAAUAAAGCUUGUGACAGGUCCAGGA